GUUAAUAAGAGCAAGCUUCAAGUCGGUAAAGUCGGCAUAGGUUGGUAAGAACAAGAACCGGCAUCAAAAAGCAAUCGAACACUAUUGAUAAAAAAAGAAAAUGAAACUUUUAACUCAUAAUAUGUUAACUUCAAAAUGUCUGAAAGGCGUAACUGUUGGAUAUCCUCUCGAAAUUGUUGCGAAGGAUAUUAAAGUAUCAGAAGUAGACUUCAAUUCAGAAUUUAUUGCAAGGAUUAUUCCAAAACUUGAUUGGGCUACUCUUUGGAAAGCUGCAGAAAGUAUAGGGCAUGUCGGAGAAUUGCCACAAACAUUGAUUCAAGACUUUGAAACAAAUGAAGAAUUUCUAAAGAAAGUUCAUCAUGUAUUACUCGAGGUAGAAGUCAUUAAUGGAGAUUUACUAUGUCCAGAGUCUGGUAGGAAAUUUCCUAUUAAUGAUGGUAUACCAAAUAUGCUCUUAAAUGAAGACGAAGUUUAAGUAUUAACAGUAUAGUAUACAACUGAGAAACGUGGAGGCGUCACGAAGGCGAGUUUUUUCUUUCUUACGCAAUAAAUGUUUAUGAUUUGUAAAUAAUGUUAAGUUUUUAUGAUAUGCAUAAAUUCAAUCUAAAUUCUCAUGUUAUAAUUAGUACAACAUACUUUACUAAUUUAAAUAUUAUUAACUAUGUCCAUCAUAUUAUAUUACAUAGGUAUAUCAGUUAAUCAAAUUAUUCCAAAAA
Messenger RNA from Ceratina calcarata, 716 nucleotides. It is a transcript of the gene Trmt112, whose product is annotated as tRNA methyltransferase subunit 11-2. The transcript is spliced from 4 exons. The record is from RefSeq and is a predicted model, not a curated record. Gene Ontology annotation, molecular function: protein heterodimerization activity. Lineage: Eukaryota; Metazoa; Arthropoda; Insecta; Hymenoptera; Apidae. Bases 101 to 475 code for a protein of 124 amino acids. Gene Ontology annotation, biological process: peptidyl-glutamine methylation; rRNA (guanine-N7)-methylation; tRNA methylation.